Messenger RNA from Oncorhynchus kisutch (coho salmon), 6456 nucleotides. Its product is annotated as FYVE, RhoGEF and PH domain-containing protein 5. Bases 249 to 4889 code for a protein of 1546 amino acids. The record is from RefSeq and is a predicted model, not a curated record. Gene Ontology annotation, cellular component: cytoplasm. The transcript is spliced from 21 exons. Gene Ontology annotation, molecular function: guanyl-nucleotide exchange factor activity; metal ion binding. NCBI's taxonomy places the organism in Eukaryota, Metazoa, Chordata, Actinopteri, Salmoniformes, Salmonidae.
AGUCGCGCCUCUCACCACAUACAAUGCGCGCUUCACCAGGCGAGGACCACAACAGCUGGAAAGUAACUUGACGAAAUAAAAACGACAUAAGAAAACUAAAGUUAUUAUUUGACCUUGCUUGUCUUUGAAUAGGUUGCUUUCUGUUUCUUGGGACACGUGUUGUUGUAUGGAAUGUACGAGUUGUUGCUUUCUCACAAGGAUUGAUAAAUGAUAAACGGUUCGGAUGUUCGCGCGGAUGGUUCACGAAAAUGAACACAGAUUUUAAGAAGCCUCCUCUUGCUCCUAAACCAAAGCUUGUGAGUCACCUCUCCUUCAAGCUGCCAUCCCCACUCAUGUCCCGGCCCUGCUCCUCAGCCAGGGGCCCCAAACCUCCCAUUGCCCCCAAACCCAAAGUACCACAUGACCUUGAGGGGCGUGACUCUUCCCUGUUCUCCAACAACAGCCAGGAGGGGUGCGCCAACAGGGACCUGCUGCCCUCAGACGAGGAGCUGGACCAGGAGAACGAGCCAGAGGACUCUCUGAGUGGAGGGGAGGGGCUAGAGGAGGAGCCAGUGGAUCCUCAGUAUUCUUCAGACACUCUCAGUUCAGGGGUCAACGAGAAUGGGUAUGAAGAGCAGAGGGAACAGGAGGAAAAGAUGAUGCAGGAGGAAGAGGAGGACUGGAGGUUAACUGACAGGGUUCAAACAGAGGAGGUGGAUUCUUUGGAAAUGCUGACGGUCAGUAAUGCUGGAUUCACAAUUGACUCAGAGGACACGGUGGAGAUGAUCGAUUCGUACAUCAAUGAUGACAUCGACGCUGAGGGCAGCUAUGCAGGCGAGGCGCUGGCCGACAAAGAUGGCCUCUCAGUGUGCGACCUCUCCAUAACCAGCAUUGAGGAGGAGGAGUCAGCAUGCUACCCCUGUGAAACUGGGCUUGGGAAAGAGGAGAGGGAUGUAGAGGAGGAGAGGGAGCAGGAGGUGGAGUGCAGAGGAGAGGAAGAAAAAGAAGCAGCUGAUAGCACAGCAGACAAAGUAACAGAAUCUCUUUCUGAGGAACCCAUAGCUCUCAUCAAAGGUUACAAAGAUGACCUUGUUACCCAAGAGCCUUCAUCCUUCAAGGAGGAUGAGGAGGAAGCAGAGGAAUCCUUACCUAACCCUGGUAGUCCUCACAAUGUCCUACAGGAGGACGAUGGAAAUAAUGUAAUUGGUCCCUCAAAUGAGAGAGUAGAAAGGUACCAACCAUUUUCCAUCAUUGACGAAGAGCCCAUGACUAUUCAGUACAAAAUGGAAGGAGGUGAGUGCCAACUAAGCCACCAUAAAGCAAAUCAACUCUUUGAGACAGAGGAAGAAGCAGCUGACCCCAGCCUGGAGCCUUAUUACAUCUCAACUGAGGACAUCGUGAACCCAGAGCAGAGCCCCACAGAGGGCAAAGUUCACAGAUUGGCAGAGAGUGAGAGCACUCCGGAGGAAUCUUCACUGGCCACCACAGAGACCAUGGAACCCAGUGAGUAUUCAGCAAUAGGUGACAAUGACUCGCUGUGUGAUGACUCUGACGACAUGGGGAAGAUUGAGUGUGUCUCCUCUGAGGACUACGUUGAGAUAGAUGAUGAUGAUAAUGAUGACAGGGAGAACAUGACAGGUUCAUGUCAGAGAAGGAUGCCUGGAUUCCAGACGGUGGAGGCUUUCUUUAACCAGAGUAACAACCAGCCCCGUUUCAGGCUGCUGUCCAUCUCUGUGCCAGCGGACACAGAGACCUCCCAGGUCUUGUUGUUCUCUGACAGCCAGCUGCGCUCCCCAGAUGACUCUGAUGUGUUCAGGGAUGAGGAGGACCUAGAGGGUCACAUCAUUCCCUACCUGGAUGAGACAACAGACACAGAAGAGAACCUCAGUAUUGAGCAUGUCUACGAAGAGGCCGGCCUGGACUCAGAGGGGGAGAAUUUCCUGCCUUUUGACAGGAAGUCCAUUGUCACCAGGUCCCGGUCACUGUCGGGGAAAGUGCCUGGUUAUGUACCUGAGACGGUCCCUGAGGAGGCGGGCUCAGAGUUCCAUGUUCAGAACUACUGCGAGGUGGGAUUGGACCGGAGGGGACCCGCAUUGAGCAGCAGCCCCAUGUUAAACUCAACCCGGGCCAAGAGCUCAUCCAAACCACAUCGCUUUCUCCUGUACCCCCGCUCCUUCUCCAUGAAGGGACGUGACCUGCCCCUAAGUGUGUACAGGGAGGGCCAGGGUUCCCCGGGGGAGAGGAGGGAGGACAGCCUCUCUCUGCCGUGUGUCACGGGCUCUUCUGGAAGCUUCUCCCAGCGAAGCCCCCUGCCCUCCAGCAGCCUGUCCACCCCUACAUCAAUGGUGGACAUCCCUCCUCCCUUCGAGCUGGCCUACAUCACCAAGAAGCCCAUCACCAAAAGUUCUCCAUCCCUGUUCAUCGAGGGAGACUCCCCAGACAGGCAGAAGAAGAAGAAGUCCUCCUUCAAGCGCUUCCUGAUGUUGAAAUUCAGGAGAAAGACGGAGAGCAAGCUGCUGGUGGAUGUCAACGUGUCCUCCUCCAGGUCCUCCUCUGAGUCCAGCCACCACGGCCCUGCCAGGGUCCUUGAUUCAGACAGGCGCAGCACAGGCAGCUCCCCGCAGCUCAAGUCCUGGACAGUCAGUAAGCCCCAGCGCUCUCCAGAGUCCCCAUCCACCUUUCUGUUCUAUAAGGACGGGAAAAGAAAAAGGGGUUCUGUGGCUUUCCUCAACCGCAGCGUGGCCCGGGUAGAGUCCUUCGAGGAUCGCACUCUCGCCCCCUUCACCCCCCUCCCCCUGACUAAACCCCGCUCCAUCUCCUUCCCCAAUGCUGACACAUCAGACUACGAGAAUAUCCCCGCCCAGACUCUCAACUCCGACUAUGAGAACAUCCAGAUCCCCUCUCGGAGGCCUGUACGACCGGGGACCUUUGCAGAGUAUUUUGAUCAUCCGAGUCGGGCGCUGUCUUCUGCCAAUGACACUGAUGGUUAUGUGGAUAUGAGUAGCUUCCCUGGGUAUGAGAGAAAUGCUCAAUCGUCUGAGCAGGAGCCUGAAAGUGCCUAUACAGAAGCCUACACCGUGUGCUCCCUAGCUGUUGGUCCCCCUGGUGGGUCAUCGGGUGAGGCGAGGGGAGGGACAGCUGAGGAGGAGGACCAAGGACGCACCUCUGAGGAGGAGGAGGAGGAGGGAGGAGAAGAUAACACAUAUGGCAGACAGAGCGAUGGUCGAUCCAGAGCCUUCUACAUUGCCAAAGAGCUGGUGGACACUGAGAGAUUACAUGUGAAAGCCCUCAGGCUUCUCCAGGUGGACUUCAGGGAGGCGGUGGGGGCUGCAGUAGGGGAUGAGGGGGAUCCUGUGCUGGAGGAGGAGAGGCUAAGGGAGAUCCUCAACAAGCUGCCUGAUGUUUACACUCUGCACCGCAGAAUCCUCACCGAGUUAGAGAACCGCAUCCGACAGUGGGAAGAGAGCCAGAGGAUUGCGGAUGUCAUCCUAUCCAGGAAGUUGGAGUUUGUGGUCUUCACGGCCUACAUUGGUCACUACGACCGUAGCAUGAGCCUGCUGGACGAAAGCUGCCGGACCUCGCCCGCCUUCUCAGCCAUCGUCAGCCAGUAUGAGCAGAGUCCAGCAGGUGACAAUGUCUCUCUGAAACACCAGCUUCUGCAGGUCAUCGUACGUGUGGCUCAAUACCGCAUGCUCCUCACCGAUUACCUCAACAACCUCUCCCCAGACUCCAAAGAAUACGAAGACACACAAGCUGCUCUGGUGGUAGUCUCAGACAUUGCAGAUCAAGCCAAUGACAGUUUGAAACAUGGGGAGAACCUGCUACGUCUUGUCAACAUAGAGUACAGUGUUGGAGGCCAGAGGGAUCUGCUCCAGCCUGGCAGGGUGUUUGUGAAGGAGGGCACUCUGAUGAAGGUCAGCAGGAAGUGCAGACAGCCACGCCACCUGUUUCUGAUGAAUGAUGUGCUGCUGUACACCUACCCUCAGCAGGACGGGAAAUACAGACUGAAGAAUAGCCUCCCACUGACUGGGAUGAAGGUCAGUAAACCCAUCAUAGAGAAUGUACAGAAUGCUCUGAGUAUCGAGGGAGCAGACAUCUCCAUCACCUUGGCAGCCAGCUCCUGUAGUGAGAGAGAGGACUGGUUCCACACUCUGAGUCGGACAGUGUCUGACCACGCCAGAGGACCUGCGCCAUUCAGCAGCUGCUCUGGAGAGGCCAGAGAGCGUCUGUGGCUGUCCCUGGGGGAGAAGGCUCCUACUCUGGUGCCUGUAUCCCAUGUGAUGAUGUGUAUGAACUGCACCUCAGACUUCAGCCUCACACUGCGCAGACACCACUGCCAUGCCUGCGGGAGGAUUGUGUGUCGGAGCUGCUCCAGGAACCGAACCCCUCUGAAGUACCUGGAGGACCGCAUGGCCAACGUGUGUGACCACUGUUACAGCGAGCUCCAGAAGAGAGGAGGAAAUGUGUCUGGGGUGAGUGGUACUGACAGUCCUCGUUCUAAUCGCCGCUCCAUCCGCCCGCUCUCUGCCGUCUUCCAGAACUUUCACCCUCCCAGCCUGUGGAGACGCAAGGGUACCGCCUCUCUGACCCAGGUGAGUGUGUCAGAGGAGGGCUCUAUGAGCGGGACUCUGCAGCGCAGUAAGAGGAGCAAGAGGAACUGGAAGAGGCUGUGGUUCCUCCUCAAAGACAAGGUGCUUUACACCUACCAGGCCUGCGAGGAGAAGGUGGCGUCUGAGAGUUUGCCUCUGUUGGGCUUCACAGUUAAGCUGCCUGACAGGCCAGGUGGAGCGGAGACUACCAACGUCUUUGAGCUGUACCACAAGAAGACCCUGUACUACACCUUUAAGGCCGAGGACAACCACACUGCUAAGAGAUGGGUGAACGCCAUGGAGGAAGCCACAGUUUUAUAGCAGUGGCCAUCUUGGGUGGGUUGUUGAGUCUGUAUCUUUGGAUGUGCAUCACUCACCUUCCAGACUUACCCUGGGGACCUCACUGCCACUCUCCUGCUACACAUAGCAGUGCCUCAGAAUGCCUGAAUGUAAAACAAAAAGGGAAGAGUAAGAGGGAGGAAUAUGUUAAUUUUGCCUUUAGUCAGCUGUGACGGCUGUGUCUUACUGUGUGUGGACCGAGAGAGGAGAGAAGGAAACAUGGUGUUCUUAAAGGAGGGGACACGCUCGCCUACUUUGUCACCCUCCAAUGUCCCCGUCCCGCUGCUACGGAAGGUGUGACACCCAGAGCCAAGUGAGGAGCUGGCACGGAUAGGUUCCGUUCUGGAAAAUUCCACCAAGACUACCUAUGACCCCCCCCCCACACACACACACACACACACACACACUUUUCAUGGAAUUAACUACUCUGGAUUACUUAUAAAAAUGGAAGGGAAAUGACAUGCAAAAGAAAUGCUGGAUUUAUUAAAGCAAAGAAGAAUAUGUUGGUUGAUAUCAAGCUAUCACUACAUUGACAUGUUUUUGACACUAAGAGCCCUGACAAGGGGUUACAUUUGAGGCUAAAGAAGACAAGACAGAAAAAUAACAUUAGCAGUAAAUGUGUUUAAACUGCAUGUCCUACUAAUGUGUAACCUACAUCCAGAGCUUAUGAAAAUGAUGGAUCUGUUAUUAAUACACGUUGACCACAUGCCAACGUGACUGUAGUCUUAAUGUGAUGUCAGAAGAAUGAGAGUGGAUCUCCAGGUAUUAUUACACCAUCCUCUGAGGUCGUAGGGUCAUUCACCCCUCCCGGGUCGACCCAGUAUGUGCUUCCAUGUUCACAGUGCAAUACAGCCUUAGUAAACCAACAUGGCGGUACUUUAAAAGAUCUCCCUCUAUUUACUGAAUGGACGCCCUAUUUCUCUCCUUUUAUCAGAACACGUUUCUGCACUGGACUCCAGCUUCACGUGCCUGACAUUUUGAAGCACAGGUUCUGCUCAAAGUAUGACUAUUGUCUUGUAUUGUUUUACAUUUAAUGUGUUUCUUAGCUACAUAUUUUCGCCAUGUACUGUAUUUUCUGAAAUGGCCUUACAUACAACAAUUAGUUCAUGUAAAUACAUAUGUAGAGAUUUUGAUAGGCAAAAAUGAUUUUGCUUUUUUUGCACUCAUAAAAGAAGAAUGGAACUGAAAGAGCAAUGUAGUGAAGUGCACUCCUCUAAAUGUUAUUGUUUGAUCAUGUGUCUUGGUCAGCCUGUGCCAAACUCACUAAGCCCAGUGCCUGGAGUUCGUUCUCUGUGUUAGCAAACCAUGGAUAUAUCAAUUAUAUCAGAUCAAUGACAAAAAAGAGGCUUGUCCUCAACGUUAAGUUGCAUAAUAUGUCAAAUUCCUAUUUGUACCAAGCCUCAGCUCCGCCUUAUAAUGGGAGUGGUUUCCCUGAUGUAAAACACUGCUAUCAGCCAUAAUCACUGUAGUGGACUUUGAAAUGGAUGAGUUAUUUAUUUCAAACUGUUGGGGUUUCUCAAACAAGUAAAGUGGAUAUUCUUUGUGUGUA